ACUUCGCGAACCCAAACUUUGUUUUCAUCCCCAUUAUGCCCCAAACCGACGCUACUCCGCUAAGAAUCGAUUCAAUUUCAUCUCUAACCUACAUCCUUACUAUAAAAUCCUUGUCAAAACCUUCGUUGUCCUCAACUGAAAAACCCAACCCCCCAUUUUUCUCUCUUCAGUCGCUUUCACUACUAAUGGCUUCAUCUGCUCUUACGAUUUCUCCAAGAAAGCUCCGAUCAGAUGUUUACUCGUAUUCUUAUCAGAAUGAUUCAAACACUCCAUUGGUAAUAUCAGUUCUUGCCUCUCUAAUUGAGAGGAAUAUGGCCAGGAAUGAAAGAAUUGCGAAAAACUGUACGUGGGCAUUGUCGAAAGACAUGAGAACUCGAGUUUUUGAUUGCCAUGAGAUACCAGACAUGGCAACUCAAUCUUAUCUCGAGAGAAUCUUCAGAUACACUCGCGCCGGACCAUCAAUUUACCUUGUUGCUUAUAUUUAUAUCGAUCGCUUUUGUCAGGCCAAUCCAGGAUUUCGAAUCAAUGCCAGAAAUGUACAUAGACUUCUCAUCACAACGAUCAUGGUGGCUUCUAAAUAUGUAGAGGACAUGAAUUACAGAAACUCAUACUUUGCUCGAGUUGGGGGAAUUGCAACAAAUGAGUUGAACAAAUUGGAGCUCGACUUUCUGUUCUUGAUGGGUUUCAAAUUGCAUGUGAAUGUGAGCGUUUUUGAGAGCUAUUGUUGUCAUUUGGAAAGAGAAGUGAGCAUUGGAGGAGGCUAUCAUAUAGAGAGGACAUUGCGGUGUGCUGGAGAAAUCAAGUCAAGGCAAAAUGAAGAAAAAAGAUUCAGUCAAAUCGCUCGUAUUAUGUUGUAAAUAAAUCAAGCAAGAUUCAAAGUUUUACUCAGUGCUAUUUUGUUUGCCAUGGUGACAGAAUUACUGAUGUACAGAUAAAAUAUAUGUUAUGGCUUCUUCAAUUUGACUUUGGAACUGGAA
Messenger RNA from Mangifera indica (mango), 977 nucleotides. RefSeq names its product cyclin-U2-1-like. The coding region runs from base 36 to 857 and encodes 273 amino acids. Gene Ontology annotation, molecular function: protein kinase binding. The transcript has 2 exons. Lineage: Eukaryota; Viridiplantae; Streptophyta; Magnoliopsida; Sapindales; Anacardiaceae. Gene Ontology annotation, biological process: regulation of cyclin-dependent protein serine/threonine kinase activity. The record is from RefSeq and is a predicted model, not a curated record.